Molecule: messenger RNA, 1413 nt
Organism: Quercus lobata
Lineage: Eukaryota; Viridiplantae; Streptophyta; Magnoliopsida; Fagales; Fagaceae
Product: protein ROOT INITIATION DEFECTIVE 3-like
Exons: 8
Coding region: 1-1413 (470 amino acids)
Biological process (GO): DNA-templated DNA replication; rRNA processing
Cellular component (GO): rixosome complex; nuclear pre-replicative complex
Molecular function (GO): protein binding
Source: RefSeq, a predicted model, not a curated record
AUGGAUAAGGAUAAGGAGGCUUUGGUGGUUUGCAGUGACAAGAGCAUGGGAAUAGGCAUAACAAUAUGGGAUAUGGACACUGGGGAUCAUCUUCUUCACAUACCAACUUGUGCUUCACCUUCUCAUGGGCUUGUGUGCUUGAGAAAGCAGUUCCUUGUAGCUUCUCAGAUUCACAAACAUGGGUCUGUUGGUGGAGGAGCUAUCUUCACAUGGGCAUUGAAUAAGCCUCAGUCACCUCUUCGGAGUUACCCAGUGGAGGCCAUUGGGUCACUUUCUAGCACAAAAGAUGGCCUAUAUCUUGCAGGUGGGGCGCUUUCUGGAAAUGCUUAUCUUUGGGAGAUUGCCAAUGGAAGAUUGCUCAAGACUUGGCAUGCUCAUCACAAAUCUUUAAAUUGCUUGCUGUUUUCCAAUGAUGAUUCUCUUCUCAUUUCCGGGUCAGAUGAUGGUAUGAUCUGUGUUUGGUCUGUAAUUAGUUUGCUAGACACGGAGGAUUCUGGAAGCUUGCAUUCUUUGUUACACUAUUCAUCAGAGCAUAAAUCUUGUAUUACUGGCCUAUUGACCACAUCAGGAAGCUCAAUUUCAGUUUUAGUAUCAAGCUCCCUCGAUGGCACUUGCAAGGUUUGGGAUUUUGUCUCAGGAAGGCUUAUACAAACUCAAGUGUAUCCACUAGCAAUAACUGCAAUUGCUCUUCACCCAGAAGAGCAAUUCUUAUUCUGUGGAAAUGUAGAUGGAAGAAUUUUUGUCAACAAGCUUGAUGUUGGACUGUUGGAGGAACAAUUCCUUGUUGCAGAAGCCCAACCAGUUGUGCUAAAUGGACACAAUGGAGCCAUAACUGCAUUGACCUUCAGUGAAUCGGGUCUGAUAUCUGCAUCUGAGGACUGCACCAUUUGCAUGUGGGAUGUAGUCAACCAGGUGAUUAUCCGAAGAUUCAAUCAUGGAAAAGGGGCAGUAACUAAUAUGACAGUGAUUCCACAGUCCUCACUGCUUUCUAUAUCAAAAAAUCAUAGAGUUUCAAACCAGUUCCAUGUUUCAUUACUUGAAAAGUUUCCUCAGCCAGCCAACUCAUUCAAGGGAACACUCAAUCUCUUUUCCUUAGGUCAUUCCUCUGAAGAAAAGCAGACUUCCCUUGACUUCCAAAGCACUGAUUCAUUGCAGCAGCAUAUAUCUGAUUUGGAGAAAAAACGAACACCAGCAGCCGUGCAAGUGAAGGUGGAAACUUGUAUAGAGAAUCGGAUGUGGGCCACAAGAAUGACAAAGCAUGUCAUGGAGAUGAAUAAGCAUUUGCAAUCACGUUUGCUUGACUUGAUGGAGUGCAGAUUGUUUUGGUCUACUCAAAUUGACUCACCCACAUCUAAAAAGAGAAAGAUGCUCAAGGCUGAGAGUUCAAUUCUGGAGGGGGAGGAGGAACCAUAG